GAAGAACAGACAAAAACGCCUUGAUUGUUGACAGUAAGGUUAGCUUCUCCUUGUUGGGAUGCAAUUUCUCUCUACAUUUUACAAUAAAUAUUGUUUACAAUGACCUCUCCCGAAGACAAACACGGCACAAAACGACCAGCUUCUCCCUCAGAAGACGGGCCGACACAGUGGGGAUCUGCUGAUCUGGGAAGUGAUGAGAGGAAGCAAAAAUUUUUACGCUUGAUGGGUGCAAGCAAGAAAGAACAUACUGGACGUCUUGUCAUUGGUGACCACAAGUCGACAUCUCACUUCCGUAGCGGCCAGGAAGAUAAGAAGAUGAACGAGGACCUGGAGCAUCAGUACUACCAGAGCAUGGAUGGAAAGCUGUCUGGAAGGAAUCGAAGGCAUUGUGGUCUGGGUUUUAGUGAGCCUGACCCGCAGCCAGAAUCGACACCUGUCCCACCCCUAGACGGUCACACAGAAGGUGCUGGUUCAGAGAAGUCCACCAGUAAGGAAGGUCCCACAGAAUCGCAGGUCAAACACUCUGAUCCCAGUCCAAAGGAUCAAACCUCAGAGGAGACCGAGCACAGCUCAGACGAUGUCACCGACGAGCGCAAACACGACUUUGUAAAAUCGUUGUAGGGGGAGGGGCUUCGGGAAAGGGAGAGAUUUAAGUUUCGUAUUCUCAGAUUUUGCCAGAGCUUUGUCUCGUUUACCUGCAGACCAUCAGUCAUUUCCAUGUAGAGCUGGAUUCUUCAGAGCUCAUCGAGACUCGGGUGUGGAAGAACAACAAAAAAAACAAGUUGUUUUGGGGAUGGAUUGGUCGUAAACAUCAUUAAAACAACCACGUUUUAUUUAAGUUGAACAUUUUAACAGUCACCGCAGUUUGUCUUCAACUGUACUGAAUAAAACAGGAUUAUGUUUCAUUAAACAUGAGUUGUGUAGAUGUGACUGUUUACAUUUUAUUUUUAAUUUUUUUAAUAAAAAGCAAGAGUCGCAGUGUUUUC
Nematolebias whitei (Rio pearlfish) is the source of this 986-nucleotide messenger RNA. RefSeq names its product chromosome 10 C11orf58 homolog (gene c10h11orf58). NCBI's taxonomy places the organism in Eukaryota, Metazoa, Chordata, Actinopteri, Cyprinodontiformes, Rivulidae. The record is from RefSeq and is a predicted model, not a curated record. The transcript has 5 exons. Bases 100 to 621 code for a protein of 173 amino acids.